Molecule: messenger RNA, 654 nt
Organism: Meloidogyne enterolobii
Lineage: Eukaryota; Metazoa; Nematoda; Chromadorea; Rhabditida; Meloidogynidae
Source: the annotation of a GenBank genome assembly
AUGCUUGACUGGUUAACUGGACACAGCAAACCAUUACGCGUCAAGGUGUCUACAAUGGAAGCUGAUUUGAAUGCUAUUAGUAUGGACAGAGAUGCUUUAGGACAAGAUUUAUUUGACACAGUCUGUAAAAUUAUUGGACUACGAGAAGUUAGAGAUCAUUCUAUGCCUAAACAAUCAGAUGGUUCAUUGCAUUUCCUUUUUCUUGUUAAGUUUUUUCCAGAGUCUGUAAAGACUGAAUUGAUUCAAGAUUUGACAAGGCAUCUUUUCUUCCUUCAAAUCCGCCAAUCAAUUCUUUCAAUGGAUCUUUAUUGCCCUUCUGAAGCGGCAAUUUUGUUGGCAUCAUAUGCAGUACAAGCAAUGUAUGGUGAUUACCAAAACGAUGAAAAUAUUGAGUUGGACUUGACCAAAUUAAUUCCUCCUUCAGUUAUUCAACAAUAUGAUAUGAGUGCGGAUAUGUGGCACGAGAAAAUUGGCAAUUGGUGGGCUAACAACAGCGGACUUAGUCGUGAGGACGCCGAAGAGGAGUUUUUAUGUAUUGCUGAGGAAUUGGAUAUGUAUGGGACUUCAUUUUACAAAAUUCUGAAUCAACGCGGUACCGAAUUGCUGUUAGGCGUAUCUGCGCAAGGAUUGGGUUUGUUUUUGGAUCAAUUCUAG